AUGGCUCCCAAUGUUGAACUAUUGCGGCAAAAGCAUGAUCUCAAUUUUUAUCGUGCUCCCACUGGAUUCAUCGAUGCCAAAGAUAUAGGAACUCCAGAUGCGCAUGUUUCAAGAGAUCCAAAUAUUACCAGGCUCACAGGCAAACAUCCACUUAAUGCUGAAACUCCCAUUCCAUUGCUUAUGGAUCAUGGAUUCAUCACACCCAACAGUCUUCACAUUGUACGAAAUCAUGGACCUGUCCCUCAAAAUCAAUGGGACACCCACCGUAUCACAAUCAGCGGCCUUGUCAACAAACCAAUUACCAUCACCAUGGAUGACAUACUCCACUUACCAUCGCAUACUCUUCCUGUCACUAUCUGCUGUGCUGGCAGUCGACGCAAAGAGCAAAACAUGAUCAAACCAAGCAUCGGCUUCUCCUGGGGCCCCGGAGGUAUUGGCACUGCCUAUUACACAGGUGUCUUUCUUCGAGAUCUCAUCAAUGACAUUGCCGGCGGCUUGAAACCUGAGGCUCUGCAUAUCUGCAUGGAAGGAAAUGACAAUACGGCCAAGGGUGGAUAUGGCACGUCUAUCACCGUCAAUCGAGCCAUGUCGCCCGAGUUUGACGUUCUGAUUGCCUAUAAAAUGAAUGGUGAGCCUCUUCCUUACGAUCAUGGGUAUCCUGUAAGGUGUAUUGUACCUGGUUGUAUUGGCGGCCGUAGCGUCAAAUGGCUCAGCAAAAUUGAAGCAUCUACGAGCGUCUCCCAGAAUCCAUUUCAAAAUGCGGACAACAAGGUGUUUCCCUCCACUGUGCUGUCUGCAGAUCAAGCUACGGAAGAGAAUUGGUGGACUAAUCCAGAUUACUCUGUCUAUGACUUGAAUGUAAACGGUGUUAUCGCAGCUCCCUAUCACGGUUCAAAGAUUGCGCUGGAUGACCUCAACAAAAAGGUCGUGAUAACCGGCUUUGCUUACGGUGGCAGCAAUCGCAAAGUUACUCGUUGUGAAAUCACACUAGAUGACGGCAAAACCUGGAAUCUUGCUGAAAUCACUGAUAAAAAGCCUGAAGGCGAUCGCUAUGCCUCUGAGCACUAUGGCUAUGAUAACAGCAAAUACCCAGAAUCUUACAAUCAAACUCGUUACUGGACUUGGGUUCACUGGUCUAUCGAAGUUUCUGUUGCUGAUUUGCUCGGUGUGCAAGAAUUCUGCCUGCGCUGUUGGAAUGAAACAAACAGUGUCAUGCCAAAAGAUCUCAACUGGUCUCUCAUGGGCAUGCUCAAUAAUUGUUGGUAUCGUGUUAAGCUGCAUCUUAUCCGUGAACCCACCUUAUCUUUAAUUUUUCAACAUCCUACGACAUUGCCUGGUGAUACAACUCAACUGGAGAUUACGCUUCCUGGUUGGAUGGAGGAAAGUCAAGCCGAGGCUGCUACUGUUGCUGCAUCCAACGAAACCUCUUCUAGUACUGAUACACUCAAGACAUUCACCUUGCAGGAAGUAGAAAAACACACUGCUGAAGGUGAUUGCUGGCUAAUUUAUGAUGACUUGGUCUACAACUGUACUCCUUUUCUGAAAGCGCAUCCCGGUGGUGCUUCCUCGAUUCUUUUGGCUGCUGGGACUGAUUGCACUGAAGAAUUUGAUGCUAUUCACUCACAGAAAGCAAAAGACAUGUUGGCUGAUUACUUGAUUGGCAAGCUGGGCGUUGAAAAACAAGCACCACCUCUCCCUACGCCUCCUUCUGAAAUGGAACAGUUUGAAACUGCAAAGCUCACCGCUCCCUUAUCGAAUGCUGUGAAGCCUUACUUUGAUCCUCGUCAAUGGAAAAAGCUGGUCUUGCAAAGGAAGGAAUGCAUGUCUGCCACGAUUAGAAGGUUUACAUUUGCCAUUCCUCAAGACACGUCCCCAGAUUACAUAUUGUCUCUGCCCACUGGGCUCCAUCUCUUUAUCAAACUCCCAGAAGACCUUAAUGAUAGAUCUGCUAAACCCAAAAUGGUGAUGCGAGCAUACACUCCUAGCAAAGUCGACACAAGAACCAUCGAGUUUGUUAUCAAAAUCUACUAUCCUUUUAAUAGUAUUCCUGGAGGCAAAUUGACUACCUCGCUGGAUCAAAUCCGUCUUGGUGAAACUGUUGACUUUAAGGGGCCCGUUGGUGAAAUUCAAUAUCUAGGAGAUGGAGAAUUCGACAUCCACAACAAACUCUAUCACGGCAUUGAGCAAAUCGGUAUGAUUGCUGGUGGCACUGGCAUCACGCCCAUGUGGCAAUUGAUACAGUCUGCUUUUCAUGACAGCACAAAGCGGCCCUUCAUGUCUCUUAUCUACUGUGCUAGAUCUAUAGAUGAAAUCAUAUUUUAUGAAGAAUUGAAACAGCUGGAAUGUGAUCAAUUGCGAGUACGGCUUGUCUUAUCAGAGGUGCCUGAUGAUCGCUCGUGGACUGGUGGAGUCGGACGUUUUACGAUGGAGGAAUUGAAGCAACACCUCUUUCCAUUUGCUGAUAGCACGUCCAGACUGACCUUCCUGUGUGGGCCUGAUUCCAUGCUAACUCACUGCUGUCUGCCACUACUGAAAGAAGCCUAUGGUGAAGAUUUUUGCACAAACAAUGUGUUUGCAUUUUAA
Mucor velutinosus is the source of this 2583-nucleotide messenger RNA. Its product is annotated as histone H2B. The coding region runs from base 1 to 2583 and encodes 860 amino acids. Gene Ontology annotation, biological process: sulfur compound metabolic process. Gene Ontology annotation, molecular function: sulfite oxidase activity; molybdenum ion binding; molybdopterin cofactor binding. NCBI's taxonomy places the organism in Eukaryota, Fungi, Mucoromycota, Mucoromycetes, Mucorales, Mucoraceae. The transcript has 4 exons. The record is from RefSeq and is a predicted model, not a curated record.